Salvelinus namaycush (lake trout) is the source of this 1565-nucleotide messenger RNA. RefSeq names its product beta-sarcoglycan-like. The transcript is spliced from 6 exons. Gene Ontology annotation, cellular component: sarcolemma; sarcoglycan complex. Lineage: Eukaryota; Metazoa; Chordata; Actinopteri; Salmoniformes; Salmonidae. The record is from RefSeq and is a predicted model, not a curated record. Gene Ontology annotation, biological process: muscle organ development. Bases 23 to 964 code for a protein of 313 amino acids.
UUGGAAGAGGGGGAGGGUGAACAUGGCGUCUGAGCAGGAGAGUUCUAAUGGGCCUGUGAAGAGGUCCAUGAGGGAGAAGGCCAUGGAACGGCGGACCACCAACAAGGAGCACAACAGCAACUUCAAGGCAGGCUAUGUGCCCAUUGAGGAGGAGCGCCUGCACAAGACAGGCCUGAGAGGACGCAAGGGCAACAUGGCUGUCUGCAUCAUAGUCCUGCUCUUCUUGCUGGCUCUCAUCAACCUCAUUAUCACUCUAGUGAUAUGGACAGUGAUCCGCAUCGGGCCCAGUGGUUGUGACAGUAUAGAGUUCCAUGAGAGUGGGCUGCUGCGCUUCAAGCAGAAGGCAGACAUGGGCGUGAUCCACCCACUACACAAGAGCACUGUGGGGGGAAGGAAGGACCAGGACCUGGUUAUCACCGGCAACAACAACCCGGUGGUGUUUCAGCAGGGCUCCACUAAGCUCAGUGUUGAGAAAGAAAAGACGUCCAUCACCAGUGACAUGGGCAUAUCCUUCACUGACCCCCGCACUCAGAACACAUUCUUCAGCACAGACUUUGAAAACCACGAAUUCCACCUGCCCAAAGGAGUCAAAGUACUCAGUGUGAAGAAAGCCUCCACAGAAAGGAUCACCAGCAACGCUUCCUCUGACUUGUCCAUCAAAGCGGACAGCAAGGCCAUCAUCCGCGGCAAUGAGGGGGUCUUCAUCAUGGGCAAGACGGUGGAGUUCAGGAUGGGAGGGGACAUCGAGCUCAGAGCUGAGAACAGUAUUGUUCUGAACGGGUCGGUGAUGGUGAGCGUCAGUCGCAUGCCAAACUCCUCAGUGGGGGCCAACGUGUAUUUCGACGAAGGUCUGUUGAGGUACAAGCUGUGUAUGUGUGCAGACGGCACUCUGUUCCGUGUCCAGGUGAAGUAUCAGAACAUGGGCUGCCAGACCUCAGACAACCCCUGUGGAACAGCCCACUAAAGAGACUGGAAGACAAACUGAUGUUACAUCAUCCAUCUUGUCCUACAAUUAACAAAUGGUCAAGUAUGGCCAACCAGUGUUGAAAUACUCUAGAACAAUGUGCAGUGCAUACUGCAUACACAUUCAAAAUGUAACACCCAGAAACACUCUCUUUUUUAUGGUGGCCUUUUUGUUUGUCUGCAUAUCCACUUGGCCAAAGAUAAGAGCUACAUACAGUAUUAUCAUUUUGUUUUGUUUAGACUUAGAGCAGCUCACUAUAUGAAGUAACAACAGACACAGCACUCUACCAAGCAGUCCAGUAUUAUUACCAGUGUUCUGGGUAUUUAUAUUGAUAAUGAUUUGCUUAUGUAUAUUUCCACUGGCAGCUGUGUGUGACUCAAGUACAAGUCACCCUGUAUUAGGCAUCAGCCACUGAUCACUUAGCCACUAUAUUUAUGUUUUGAUUAUGGUUAGUUAAGGAGUUAUGAGUUGUACUUGAGUACUUGAUUACUUUUAGUGCUCUCUACAUUGCUAUCUACAGUGCAUUCGAAAAUUAUUCAACAUUAUGUUACGUUACAGCCAAUUAAAAUAAAAAAACAGAAAUACCUUAUUUUACAUAAGU